UUUGGUGUUUGCAGCAUCCCGGCCGGGUGGCUCUCGUCUCAGUUUUCUGUCCCCUCCCAUCUCCCGCCCUCACCUCCACGCGGGGCUGCCUGAGCCUUGUGCACUUUGUACCCUACUGGCAACGGAUAAAAAGAGCCUGAGGAAAUACGGGACGCAUCCACCCCUUACCAGCUCUACCCUUUAAAGAUCUCAGCCCCGGGAGAUCCGAGCACGGCAGAAGCACUCUGCACACCUCUCCGAGAAGGGCUCGGGGCGCAGCUCCAGCGAUCGCCUGGUAGCCGCGGGCUCCGAGAUCCCCCUUCCGUCUCGGCCUGGGAGCGCGAUCGCCGCCGCGGAGAGCCAGGAUGCCGGCGCACAUGCUGCAAGAGAUCUCCAGCUCCUACACCACCACCACUACCAUCACAGCGCCUCCAUCUGGGGGCCUGAAGAAUGGAAAACAAAACUUCGAAAAGACUCUCCGGGACUUGGGAGAUGACAUCCGCCCUGAAAUGAAAGAGGACAUCCAUGACCCCACCUACCAGGAUGAGGUGGGCCCCGCACCGAAGCUUGAGUAUGUGUGGAGAAACAUCAUCCUCAUGGCUCUGCUGCACCUGGGAGCCCUGUAUGGGAUCACCCUGGUUCCUGGCUGCAAGGCCUACACCUGGCUCUGGGCAUAUCUUUGCUAUGUAUACAGUGCCCUGGGCAUCACAGCAGGGGCUCAUCGCCUGUGGAGCCACCGGACCUACAAAGCACGGCUGCCUCUGAGGCUCUUCCUCAUCAUUGCCAACACCAUGGCAUUCCAGAAUGACGUGUAUGAAUGGGCCCGAGAUCACCGCGCCCACCACAAGUUCUCAGAGACUCAUGCUGAUCCUCACAAUUCUCGCCGUGGCUUUUUCUUCUCUCACGUGGGUUGGCUGCUUGUGCGCAAACACCCAGCUGUCAAAGAGAAGGGUGGUUUGCUGGAUAUGUCUGACCUCAAAGCUGAGAAACUGGUGAUGUUCCAGAGGAGGUACUACAAGCCUGGUCUCCUGUUGAUGUGCUUCAUCUUGCCCACCCUGGUGCCCUGGUAUUGUUGGGGUGAAACUUUUAAACACAGUUUGUUUGUUGGCACUUUCCUGCGAUAUGCCGUCGUGCUCAAUGCCACCUGGCUGGUGAACAGUGCUGCCCACCUCUAUGGAUACCGCCCAUAUGACAAGAACAUUGAGUCUCGAGAGAAUAUCUUGGUUUCACUGGGAGCUGUGGGUGAGGGCUUCCACAAUUACCACCACACCUUCCCCUAUGAUUACUCUGCCAGUGAGUACCGCUGGCACAUCAACCUCACCACAUUUUUCAUCGAUUGCAUGGCUGCCCUUGGACUGGCUUAUGAUCGGAAGAAGGUAUCCAAGGCUGCCGUCUUGGCCAGGAUUAAAAGAACUGGAGAUGGAAGCCAUAAGAGUAGCUGAGUUUGGGAUUGUCCAGGUUUCUAUUCCAAAGCCAGCUGGGCAGUUUAAUUAACUACUGAGUAAUGUUACCAGGAUACUAAAGAUGACCUUAAUCUGUUCUGGUACACUAUUCUUUUUAAAUGGAAAGUUUUGAUAAUUUUUUUGAGGUGACAUGUAUUUUAAUUAGCUAGAGUUAACAAUUCUACAACACAUACUUUCAGAAAUGUUGUACCUGAUAAAGGAAUACAAUUUUAUUUGUGAAUUUUUAAAAAU
This is a messenger RNA of Dipodomys ordii (Ord's kangaroo rat), 1673 nucleotides long. Its product is annotated as acyl-CoA desaturase 1. The coding region runs from base 345 to 1421 and encodes 358 amino acids. Gene Ontology annotation, biological process: unsaturated fatty acid biosynthetic process; response to fatty acid. Gene Ontology annotation, cellular component: endoplasmic reticulum membrane. The record is from RefSeq and is a predicted model, not a curated record. The transcript is spliced from 6 exons. Lineage: Eukaryota; Metazoa; Chordata; Mammalia; Rodentia; Heteromyidae. Gene Ontology annotation, molecular function: stearoyl-CoA 9-desaturase activity; iron ion binding; palmitoyl-CoA 9-desaturase activity.